Molecule: messenger RNA, 522 nt
Organism: Balaenoptera ricei (Rice's whale)
Lineage: Eukaryota; Metazoa; Chordata; Mammalia; Artiodactyla; Balaenopteridae
Product: von Hippel-Lindau disease tumor suppressor-like
Source: RefSeq, a predicted model, not a curated record
GAGCCCGGCUCCCAGCAGGAGAUGGAGGCUGGGCGGCUGCGGCCGAUGCUGCGCUCAGUGAACACUCGCAAGCCGUCCCAGGUCAUCUUCUGCAACCGCAGCCCAUGCGUGGUGCUGCCCGUGUGGCUCAACUUCGACGGCGAGCCACAGCCCUACCCGAUGCUGCCCCCCAGCACAGGCCGCCGCAUCCAUAGCUACCGAGGUCAUCUUUGGCUCUUCAGAGAUGCUGGGACAUCUGAUGGGCUUCUAGUUAACCAGACUGAGCUGUUUGUGCCGUCUCUCAAUGUCGAUGGACAGCCUAUUUUUGCAAACAUCACACUGCCAGUGUACACCCUGAAAGAGCAGUGCCUCCAGGUUGUGCGAAGCCUAGUCAAGCCUGAGGAUUACAGGAGACUGGACAUCGUGAGAUCCCUCUACGAAGAUUUGGAAGACCACCCAAAUGUGUGGAAGGACCAGGAGCGGUUGAUCCAGGAGCAUAUUGAAAAUCAGUGGAUGGCAGAGGAGACUGAAGAUUUUAAUUGA